Mytilinidion resinicola is the source of this 1560-nucleotide messenger RNA. RefSeq lists its product as uncharacterized. The transcript has a single exon. The record is from RefSeq and is a predicted model, not a curated record. NCBI's taxonomy places the organism in Eukaryota, Fungi, Ascomycota, Dothideomycetes, Mytilinidiales, Mytilinidiaceae. The coding region runs from base 256 to 1308 and encodes 350 amino acids.
AGCUGAAACUCUAAAACACUGCCACCUGUUGACCAUGCGCAAAUGAGUCAGAGCGUUCCAAAAUCGUGCCUGCUAACUAUAGUAUAGAAUACCAUGGCCGAAUAUCCCUUUCGUUACUCUAGACUCUCUCCCUGCUUUCUCCUCUUCAUCUUACAUUGUCCUCGUUGAGUCAUUCGCAUCGUUAACCGUCAGUUGUAUCAUCAAUUCGCUCAUAAGUCUAAGCGUUACAUUCGCUCGAAACACCGAGCUACCGCCAUGUCGGAAUCAACCCUCUACCCAAAGAUCCGAACGAAGCUCAAGGAGAUCAUCCACGAUCUUCAACUCAUCCACGAAUUCGCCUCGGAAUGUCCCCCGCCCACCAAGCUCAUGGUAACUGGCACUGUCAAGCUGCACGGCACACACGCCGACAUCCUCAUCUACCCAGACAACACCAUCGUGCUGCAGUCCCGCAACUGCCUCAACCUCAGCAUCACCGCCGACAACCACGAAUUCGCAGCUUCCAUGGCCACCAAAACUGCCGCUCUUCUCUCCCUCCGCGACCGCUACUACGAGCGCUCCAAGCGCUUAUUUCCCAAAGUUGUGAUCGACGAGCACGCCCCUCUCAUCCUCGCCGGCGAGUGGAUCGGCCAGAACAUCCAAAAGGGCGUCGCGCUCGUGCACCUCAGCAAGCGCUUCGUCAUCGUCUCCGCCAGCCUGAACGGCGGAUGGGAGCCAGACCUGCUCUACGCAGGCCUAGAAAGCGAAGCCGACGGCAUCUACAACAUCUCGCGCGCGGGCUUUUACCACGCCGCGAUCGACCUUGCGGACCCGGAGGCCACGGAGCAGCGGCUGCAGGGCAUCGCUGAGGAGAUCGCCGCCGAGUGCCCAUUCGCGAAAACGUUUGGGGUGAAGGGGGCUGGGGAGGGUGUGGUGUGGAAGUUUGAUAGCUUUCCGCAUAGGGAAAGGGUGUGGUUUAAGACGAAGGGUGGGCCCUUUAAGCCGAAUUACGCGCCCAGGCCGACGAAGGGUCCGCCGUCUGAUAAGGUAUUGGACGAGCAGAGUGCGCAGCAAAAGACAGCGGUGGACUGUGCCAAGGCGUGGUGUUCCGAGGGGCGGCUGGAGCAGGCGUGGGACUACCUGAGGGAAACGGGUAAGGAGAGGAAUAUCAAGGGGCUAGGGCUAUUCUUGAAGUGGAUCGUGGAGGACAUCUUGGUGGAAGAGAGGUGGGAUAUGGAGCAAUUGGGAGUUCAGCCCGGUCUGCUGAAGAAGGCUAUCGCUGACAUUGCGAAGCCUUGGUAUAUCGGGAAGAGUGGGAUAUAUGCAAGUUAAGUAACCAGACUGUACAUACAGUAGCGAGAUAUCAAAUCGUCGACACUGCUGUCGCCAAAUUGAGGAUUUCAGAUCAAUGUUCGUAACUAGUUCUUCUGCGAUUGCUAUGUGAUUCUCACCUUUCAUCGGGGUUCUAUAUUUCUCCUAGUUUUUAGAGUCGUCCACUUCUGUCUAAUUCACUGCGUUGAUAUUUUCCUUCUGACCUCUUAGAGAUAUCCACCAGAUAGUGCGUAUCUGCAACCCGUAGUUCCC